Messenger RNA from Triticum dicoccoides, 609 nucleotides. RefSeq lists its product as uncharacterized. Lineage: Eukaryota; Viridiplantae; Streptophyta; Magnoliopsida; Poales; Poaceae. The transcript has 3 exons. The record is from RefSeq and is a predicted model, not a curated record. The coding region runs from base 117 to 377 and encodes 86 amino acids.
CCGUCGACUCUGCACGCCUUAUCACCACACAACCCCAUACACACACAGUUCCUCAGAUUACGAUUACGAUCGAGGAAGAGGAAGAGCAAGAGGAAUAGCAGGAAGAAGAUUACAAUAUGGCCCUGGGAGACGACUCUCCGGCAUCCUACAUCCGCAUGGUGCACCAUCUGAUAGAGAAGUGCAUGACGUUCGGGAUGAGCAUGGAGGAGUGCAUGGAGGCGCUGUCCAAGCGCGCCGACGUUCAGCCGGUCGUCACCUCCACAGUGUGGAAAGAGUUGGAGAAGGAGAACAAGGAGUUCUUCGACAGAUACAACAAGCAGUUGAGAUCAGAAAAGGAAGGCCGAAGCAGCAGCAGCAGCAGCGACAGCAGCUCCUAAUGACCAACAGCAGAUGCGUGCCGCUUGCUCUAGAUGUUGGCCAUUCUGCACUUAGUAGAACGAAUAAUUAGAAGACCGAUGGCGCGGGAGGUCAGCUAACGCGACGCGAUCUAUGUGUGGUGGUGCAUGUACAGCCGUACAGGGUCGGGUUGGCAGGAAUCAAAAGCCAGCUCGUACUGUUGCGAUAUUCUUCAGAUGUACUAAUUGUACUCGUCAUGUGUCCCGUCUUCUC